AUGGUCUUUUCAUUCAGUAAACGCUCUAAAAACAGUCGACUUGUCAUUGAUGAAUCGUCCUCAGGAUCAUCCAUUUCAGCAUCACGCUCCAGUUCCUUUGACCAACCCUUAUCACCUACUCUGCCUGACACACUGAAUUCAAAAGCUGUCAAUGUACUCAUUGUCGGCCAAGUUUACCAGGAUACAAUCAUGACCGUUGAUUAUUACCCAGGAGAAGAUACAAAAGUUCGAUCCAGUCAUACACAGCAGAGAAGAGGAGGAAAUUGUGUCAACACGGCAGAGGUAUUGGCUCAAUUUCCCAAAAUGAAUCCAUUCAUAAUGUCCGCCGUUGGACCAAAAGAAUCAUCCAGCAACUUGCUAGCUCAAUUGGAAUCAAAAGGCGUGAAAACUUCAUCAUGCUUCUACCGCAAGUCACCUACACCCUCAUGCUAUAUUAUUCAAUGUAAAGACACCGGUUCACGAACAAUCAUAUCUUCCAAUACAACGCAGGACAUCACAAAAGACGAAUUUGCUCGCAAAGUAGAAAUGAGCAGCAUCACAAAAACAAUGUCAUUUGAAUUCGAUGCUCGUCCCGCUUAUUCUUGGGUCCACUUUGAAGGAAGAAAUAUAUACGAAACUGCUGCUCAGAUAGACUGGCUUGAAGCCAAAGCAAAGCGCGAAGGGUGGCGAAAUGAAUUGACGAUAUCCGUCGAGUUGGAAAAGCCAGAUCGACCCCAUAUUGAUAUACUAUUAACAAGAGGCGACGUAGUGUUCUUCUCUAAACUUUAUGCAGAAAAGCGUGGCUACGACGAAGCGACAGAUUUUUUGAAGGAUUUUCAAGCAAGGUGUAAACCUGGAGCAAUUUUAUUCUGUACAUGGGGAGCACAGGGAGCUACUUGUUUGUUUAAAGGGGAGAUCCUACACUCAUCAGCAUUAGCUCAAGCUCAAGUUGUGGAUACAGUUGGCGCAGGGGACACAUUCAUUGCAGGAGUCAUUUACUGUAUGAGCAGAGGACACACACUGCUAACUACACUAAAGUUUUCAUGUGAAAUGGCCAGCAGAAAGGUCUCUCGAUCAGGAUUUGAUGGUCUAGCAGACACCAUGUUUAAGGUCUGGGAGACAUCUCUAGGCGCGGAAUUAAAUAAAGCGCAUUAUCAUGCACCUCUGUUGCAUUCCAAGAGCUAUGAAAAUGGAUUUCUUGGAUUCGAUUUUGGGACUUUGACAAGUAGAAAAUCUGAUAUGCAUAACAACUCACUGUUGGGUUCUUUUUACUCUUAA
Molecule: messenger RNA, 1257 nt
Organism: Mucor velutinosus
Lineage: Eukaryota; Fungi; Mucoromycota; Mucoromycetes; Mucorales; Mucoraceae
Exons: 6
Coding region: 1-1257 (418 amino acids)
Molecular function (GO): kinase activity
Source: RefSeq, a predicted model, not a curated record